AUGGCUACAGAACGUGGUGAUCAAACUGUUAUUCGUCGAACAAUAAUUGAACGUGGAAUUCGUACUAGUGAAGGUCCGGCUGGUGGUCGCGCUGGUGGUCUCGAAGCCGUGCGUAAAUUAGCAAAUCAACAUGAAGGCGAACGACUUGAAAUGCAAGAACUUAACACCAAAUUUGGCGCCUAUCUCGAUCGGGUUAAAUUCCUUGAAACUCAAAAUCGUAAAUUGCAAACUGAACUCGAUUCUCUCAAACAAAAAUGGGGUUUUGAUUCUGGUAAAGUCAAAGAUCAAUAUGAUCAAGGCUUAGUUGCUUUACGUAAACAGAUCGAUGAUGUUACACGUGAUAAAGCUUUGGCAGAACUACGUGCUAAACGUGCUGAAUAUGAUGCAUCAUUAAUCAAACAUCAGACAGAUUUCGCCAAUGAAUUAGUGAAUCUUGAUCGUAAUCGUUUUACAAUGCUCAAACAACAACUCGAGGGCAGUGGAUCGGAGUUGGAUUCUUUACGUAAUCGAUAUGAAGAUAAGAAACAAGAAAUCGAUCGCAGUAAAGAUGAGGUUCGACGUCUCUUAGCUCAGCUAGAAGACUUGAAAAACGAAUUCGAUCAAGAAUCAAUGCAACGUGUUAUGAUUCAAAAUGAACUUCAAACAUUAGAAGAACAACUAGCUUUCAUGAAGGCUGUUCACGAAGAAGAACGUAAUGAAUUAGCUUCUCUUGGCACAUUACCAAUCGAUGUUAGUCAAUUCUAUCGCACUGAAUUGACACGUGCAAUAGCUGAUAUAAAGAAUGAUUUCGAAGCACUUUCACAAGCACAACGACGGGAAUUAGAAGAAUAUUAUCGAAUUAAAACUGAAGAAAUUCGCGAACAAGCAGCCGAACAAAAACGCAAGAUUGAAGAAGCGCGCCGUACAGGUGCUGUGGAAAUUAUGGAUCUAUCGGCAUUAAAAUCUUUGUUAUCGGAAAAUCGUGGUAACUUCGACAAAUUACAGAAAGAACAUUCAGAUUUGGCCAAUGAGCUUCGAGAAUUAGAAGAAAAUUUUGAACGAAUUUCUGGCGAACACAAUCGAGCACAAAAUGAACGCGACCGAGAAUUAGCUGAACUCCGUGCUCAAGCCGAACAACGUGAACAAGCAAUUGCAGCCGUCUUAGAAAACAAUGUUUCUCUUCGAUUUGAAAUUAACACAUACAGACGCUUAUUGGAAGUUGAAGAAGGCCAUUUGCAAAGAAUCGAAAGCGGAGAAGGUUUAGUGACAAGCGGCAAAGGUGCGCCAGCAUAUCAUUUUCAAUCGGGAUCAUCAGUUACUGGAAACAACAGCGGUCGAUUCGAUCCAGCAGCUUCAGAUGUUUCAACGAAAAAGAUGACCGUACAAAAAUCAGCACGAGAAUAUCAUUUUUGA
Molecule: messenger RNA, 1392 nt
Organism: Adineta ricciae
Lineage: Eukaryota; Metazoa; Rotifera; Eurotatoria; Adinetida; Adinetidae
Source: the annotation of a GenBank genome assembly